AUGGCAGAUCCAAGCCUUAAUGAUCCCAAGAUUCUGGCUGGAAAUAUCACCUCGAUCGGGGAGGAAGAAAGGAACAAGUCAGCCGCUACUGAAGUUCCUCAGACGAUGAGCCACAAAGACGCAACAUCAGACAACAAGAGUCGACAACAACGUCGUGCAUCAGGAGCUGCAGAAACUGCGCGUGGAAAAGGUGACGGCAGAAAGAAAGUCGACAAGGAUCAACAGGAUAAGAAUGGCCGCUAUGCCCAAUCAGUUUCUCAGACUCAUCAAAGCAAACAUUCUGAAGGCGAAAAACGUCGAACUCGCUCUCAUAAUGGGAACAAGGCUGGUGAAAAUGAAGUUGCUGGCAACCAGCCAAGAGAAUCAAAGGCAUCAACACAUACAGUGUCUCAAAACAGCAAUGGUGAUGGAUAUUAUUGCAGUGAGGAAUAUGACGAUCUCGAGGAGCCAUUCUCUGACACCGAUGAUGAAACGGUGCGUCAUCGCCCUGAGAAGCCCAAUUUGUUCAUCCCACGUGGCCGUAUUCGAACUCUUUCCGGAACGGUGCCAGUGAUUGGUUACUCACCCAAAUGGGGUGGACCUACCAUACACCUUCUGAAUGAACACAAAAUUGUGGUGAAAGAACUGAAUUUGAUUGUCGAUCUGAAGCGUUACAUUGAGCAUUGGCGUCAGCGUUUUGCAAAAGAGAGUGUUGAAAAAAUUUUUCCACGCAUUGAGCCCGAUGAGAAGGAUCCCUAUCAUGGUACUACUAAUUUUUACUAUGAAAUGUCGGAGAAACUUCCUGAAGAUUAUUUGCUCCGUCAACGCCUGGCUAUGCGACGUCUGGAAGAAGCACUUUCGUGCCAACAGCGCGAACGUGAGGACACCAAUUUCACUCAAAAAUGUAUGUACUGUCGUUACACUGCAAAAGGGAAUCGCAGCAAGAUCAUUCAUCAUCUUUACAUGAUUCAUCAUCUCAACCUUGGCUCACCAGAGAACCUGGUAUUUGUUACUGAGUAUAUUGAGCAUCUCAGAGAAAGGGUUGAGCGUCAGGAAUGCAUUCGUUGCGAGAAAACCUUUGCAGAUAGGAACGCUUUGAUGGAACAUAUGCGCAAGAGGAAUCAUAGAGAGGUGAAUCCGGCGAAUCACUACUACGAUAAGUUCUACAUCAUCAACUAUCUCGAGCUCGGAAAACGCUGGUUGGAGGUGCUAAAAGAAGACGUUGAGGAUACUGAAACAGCUGGCCAGGAGAGCGACAAAGAGCUUGAAGAAGAAUCAUGGUGUGAAUGGCAAGAAGACAAUAUGGACCUUGAUGAGACGCGUGUUGUAUGUUUGCUUUGUGAUGAAUCGACUGAACGUGGCGAUCUUCUUAUUGAGCACAUGCAGGAAAAGCAUGGAUUUGAUCUUCUUAAGCUGAUCAAGGACAACAAAUUGGAUACUUAUGAGCGUAUGAAGUUGAUUAACUACGUUCGAAAGCAGAAUUUCAAUGCAAUUUGCUGGCGCUGUGGUAAAUCUGAUAAUGGACUUUUGGAGGAUAAAGAGGAGAAGGGCCAGACUUCAGACGAUGAAGAGCUCGAUCGUACUGAUCGCAAGAAAUUCUUGGAGUCAUUGGUCAAGAAAAGUCAGCGAAACACUGUUGCAUCGGUAAUUGCUGAGGAUCUUCCUACUCUCGAAGAAGUGCCCGAUCUUGAAGAACUUCUC
Molecule: messenger RNA, 1680 nt
Organism: Mesorhabditis belari
Lineage: Eukaryota; Metazoa; Nematoda; Chromadorea; Rhabditida; Rhabditidae
Source: the annotation of a GenBank genome assembly